This is a messenger RNA of Vitrella brassicaformis, 3584 nucleotides long. Lineage: Eukaryota; Vitrellaceae. The record is from the annotation of a GenBank genome assembly.
GCCCUCAGCUGUUCCCGCAACGACUGUCGUCCCCCCUGACCAAGAUCUCCGAGAUGAAGCACAUCUUGUUUUUCGUGACGCGACAACACUAACAGUGCCUGGGUGAUGGUGGUGGGGUGGCUGGGGAGGCCUGUAGCGGCCUGGCUGGUGCUAGCACUGGUGGCGGCAGCUGGCGGGGCGGAGGCGUCGAGCUACGUGUCGAGCUACGCUACUCGGCCUGAGGGCUGUUACUCGGCCGUGCCGGAACGGAGCUACUCGAGGAAGACUGAGUAUGGCUACUCCUUCCUGCCUGAAAGUAAGCACGCACCACACGGUCGGAAAAUCUCCACGAGAUCAAAAGGGAUGUUCUGUCUCUACUCCUCGUGCGUGCGUGUUCCAGAUUACCCUCGCCCGCCAGCUGUGCCGGUCACUGAGCGCUACGCGGCCAUCCCAGACAGGUACGGCAGCCUGGUGGUUGACAGCACGGGCGGCCGGAAACGUCCCACACUCAAGAAGCGGCGACACCGACACCCGGCCUACAAGGCCCUCGUCGCAACAGACAGCCGCGCCCACUCUCACUCUUCCCGGCCUCACUACGGUGCGGUGCUCAGUGUGGCCACUGCUGACACCGAGCCCCCACAGCCGUCCUACCGCCUGUCCUCACUCAUCAGCAGUGACCCAACACACCACCGAGUGGGUGGACGGCGGCGACGGAGGAGCACCGCUGCGUGGCGGCAUCUGUCGGCGCCCAAGUGGCCGCUGCCCAUCCCGCCGUCCCUCAUCCGGACAAGGAUCAUGACCGGGCAGGGCCGCGGGUGCUUCUUCGUUGCUCCAUGGCGAGGCGUGAUGACGGGUGGUGCGUCGUCGGUGAUCCCUGGCGGCGUGAGGUGGCGGCGGGCUGAUGCUGAUGGAUAUGGUGGGCGGUUGAGUCGGCUGCAGGUGUUCGAUGCUGACGUGGCACAGAUGGUGGCCAAUCUGAGGGAAACAAUCAGGUACCUAGAGUGAGGGGAACGCACGACAAACGAGCCACGUCUGUGUGUGUGUGUGUGGUUCAGGCCCGCCCUUCUGUCACCGUUUGUGGCGAUCUCUCUGGUGGCCGUGCUGCAGCUGCUGGGCUUCCCCCGCAGCCCCCCGCCCCUCACCAUCAGGCGCACGCCACCUGCCCUCGACCUGUCGUUCCUCGGCCCCCUGAGAGAGGUGCCGCUCAGCCAGUGGGUCAAACUGGUGUUCUCGCUCGCCAUCGACCUUGCGGGCGACUUUUCGUUCGGCCUGCCGCUUGUGGGCGAGGUGGGUGACCUGCUCUUCGCGCCAAUCGCCGCAUUGCUACUGAGGUAAGAUGGGCGUGUGGGUGGAGAGGGGAAGGGUGGAUGCAUCUGUUGUGUUGUGUGAUUGGGUGUGUUGGUCAGGUCGCUGUACGGCUCGUCGUUCAUCGCUGGCCUUGAGCUGGCUGAGGAGGUGUUGCCCUUUACAGACAUCAUCCCCACGGCCACAAUCGCCUGGCUGCUCCAGACCUUCUACUCGGACGCUACGUCAGCAAGACACACACAGAAGCACACAAGACAGAGAGGCAACACACGCGGCUGUGUUUCGAUCAGGAUAACGGAGCGUCUGGGUAUCAAGCCGGUGAGAGUGGUCGACAAGCCAGGAGCCAACACCAGCAAGGAGAGUGGCAGCCCCACCUACCUGAAGACCCUGCCGGACAAGGGAGAGGAGACGGCCAAGACACGGUGACGGGAUGGAUGGAUGGAUGGAUGAGAGUUUUAUGUGUAGAAAGAUGAUAGGCAGGCGUCGCGUCAAUCAACAGAUGAAUAUAUGGAACGAGUGUUUCAAGAGUGAUUGAUGGUGGUUUGAAGCGAUGAUCAAUGCGUCGAUCGAUGUCUCUCUCUCGGGCUGAUCGAUUUAUACGAGAGAUGUAUCCCACUCGCUGGCUCACUCCACUCACUGCCUCACUGUCUCCUUCCUUGUGCAUAGCGAUGACCCUCUAAGGGGGUCAUGUUAGUCAGGCAACGCUUUUCCAAUGCACACACACACACACACACAGACGUGCUGCGGCGAGUCUUCUUGCCGCUUCCCCUCCUCCUUCCUUCCCAUUCUGCCUUCAUGUUUCACCUCCCUCGUUGUUCCUGUAGGACGACCUCUUCACCGGUCAGUGUGUCUCACUCAGCAACAGUGAGCUGCACGAGCCGGUCGGGGAGUUGCUCAGAAGGGGCACACGAAGGGGGUGAAACGGGCAAGGCGAACGAACCAGCAAGAUCAGAUCAGAUGUUUUGUGAGAGAGAAGGCUGUAUUGUAUCAACACUUUUUCCUUUUGGUUGGCCCCCUUGGGGUGCGUGAGGUCCUCGUUUGACGAUGGCAGGCCACGGUACUACCACUCUGCACAGAAGCUGAGUGGCGGUCAAGUCGUCUGCUGUCGUCAAGCGGGGGCCUCGCGCACACAAGACGGGGGCCCCAAGAAAAGCGAGCCAGCAGCCGCCCGCAGGUCUCGUGUCCCGACCACUUUUCCUCUUUAUCUGUCUGUCUGUCCGUCCGUCCGACUGGCUGUCUGUCUGUCUGUCUGUCUGGUUGUGACUGAGUCUUCUUCCCAUGCAUAUCUGCAGGCCUGAAGGUGAUGGAUGGAUGGAUGGAUGGGGGGUGUACAUGUGCACGGGCGGGUGGACACUGCGCGCUUUUCCAAUGACAGCGGGGAGCGGAACAAGCGGCCGCUCGUGUAGCAUACCAUCAGUCUCGUGUACAGGCAGGGCAGACAGAGAGAGAGAGAGAGAGAGAGGAGGUAUCGGUGUUGUUGUGUGUGUGGUCGUUUUGGCGAGUGUAAGAUACAGGUGAGCUGAGUGUCGGUCGAUCGGUCGCAUUAGUAGGGGUGCCGUGCCUUCAAGUGAUGGGAAGGCGUAAGUGUAAGGCCUUUUGCUUACUGGUGCGUCUCGUUGUGGCCCUGCUCCGAUGCACCACCCUCAGCGGACGCAGGCCAACAAGCAAGAAAAACAGCUCUUGCUGGUGCUGCGUGCGUUGUGGGCGUGCAGUGGGAGCAGGGACACAUCCGUGAGACGAGAAAAGCUUGUGGCGGGCACACGAGUGGGUCGUUUCCGUGUCUUAUGAUGAUCAUGGUGUCUUGUAAGCUCGCGAUUUUGAUUAUUGAGGUGGAUGGAUGGAUGGGUGAAUUCGCAUGGGCGCUGGCUGGGGCCGACCCUUCGACCAGAGUUUUUGGCUUUACCUCGCUCACCACCCACCAAACGAAUUCGGCGACCAGAGAGACAGAGGCAGACAGUUUUGAUUUCCCUGACGAAACAGACAGAUAGACGGAUGGUCCCCUUUCUUUGUCGUCUUGCUUUCCUUUCGUUCCUCGUCUCGACCUUUUGUGCGUGGGGCGUGCGUCGCUUGCAUAUGGACUGACAGUCAAUGUGUGUAUGUAUGUGUGAAAUGUGACGGAAUUGUACCGUGUCAUUGGUUGGCAGGGUGGGACCGAGUGAAUGGCAAGGCGGCCCACAUGGAUCUGUGUGCCGUCCUGACGUCUCCAUAGGCCUUCCCAAAACACUCGCUGGCCGCCCUCUCGGCAGCAAGGCAAGUGUUGACUCGCUAUGGACACGCGAUGGGCUGGGAAUGAAGGCAAG